CAGGAGAAGAGCACGCAUUGGUUGGCUGCGAUUUUUCCCGUCUGUUUUCCCAUGGAAAUUCAGUAGCUGCUGCUCGAACAAUGUGUCAGAUUAGCCAGAGCAAUUGUUUCUAGCCGCUGUGCGAGAAAAGCAGGUGAAAAUGGCCGAAGUCGUGCAGCGUCCGCAGAGAUUCUACUGUCAUGUGUGCAGCAUCGAGAUCGAGAACAUCUCGACGGACUUCACGUGCCCACUGUGCUCGGGCGGGUUCAUCGAGGAGCUGCCGUCCGCCGCCGCGGAGCCCUCGAGUGCCGACGAUGUUGAGAUGUCAGAGUCUUCGGACGCUGUUUUCCCGGAGAUCAAUCAUCGCUUCAACGAUGAACUCCUGUCCACGCUCUUCAUGUCAAUGACCGGCGCCCGGCCGCUGCCGCCGGAUGGUGGUCCGGGCGAGGGUCAGAGCACCGCCGGGCGCUCCCGGAACCGCUCCAAUCGCAAUCCGCAGCGCAUUGGCGUGCACAGCGUGAAUCUGGACAACUUUCUCCAUGAUUUUGUGAUAUCGGUGAUGGGCGCCGGCCCGGGAACGCCCAUGUUCUUCAUGGGCAAUCCCGGCGACUAUGCGUGGGGACACGAGGGCAUCGACACGAUAGUGACGCAGUUGCUGAACCAAAUGGAGGGCACGGGGCCGCCGCCGCUGGCGCGUGACAAGAUCGCCGAGAUCCCGAAGGGCGAGAUCUGUCAGGAGCAGGUGGACACCAAGCUGCAGUGCUCCGUGUGCCUGGAGGACUUCCAGCUGACCGAAGCUGUCAGACAAUUGCCAUGCUCGCAUCUCUAUCACGAGAACUGCAUUGUCCCAUGGCUGGAGCUGCACGGUACCUGCCCAAUCUGCCGGAAAGCCCUGUCGCCGGAGGCUGAGGAAUUCACCCGGAGUAGUAGUUUAAAUGCCGCUGCGACUUUGGCAGUGAAUUCGCUAAGAAAUACACUCUACAGAACUGAUAACGAAGGCCCAGGAUCGUCGACUAGUCAACAGAGCCAGCCGCAGACGUCCACAAAUCCGUCGGAAAGCCGCCAGGCGGAUCAUCAGGCGCGCAGCCAGCGGCGGUACGAUGACGAUGAUGGUCCGCCACAGUUUGAUUUUGACUAGAGUGAGGGACAGAGGAAAUUUUGGUGAAAAGACGCCCCAAAUCCCGUUUUGUGUUGUGAGGAUAGAAAGAUAGCAAAAAAACAAUCUGUUUGCGGUUUCACUGAACAGAGAGAGAGAAAGAGAGAGAGAGGGUAAGAGAGAGAGACAAAGAUAAAGAGAGAAAAGUCACACACUAAUUUUCCAAGUACGUAAAAUCGUUUAUCAAGAAAUUUUUUGUAAGAAUAAUCUCCAUAAUUCUCACACAUUUCCACGAAUUUGAUGAUUAAUUGAAAUUCCAUUUGUGGGCUAUUGAAUGUGCACGGUUGUGUUUUGGUUUUCUGUGGAGAGGCUUUGUUUUUCCAUUUCGCGCCACUGUGCAGAAAAUGUGCCGGAAUUCGCGAUGCUCAAAUUCAAAAUUGUUAAUUAUUAUAGUCCUCUUGAACCUACAAUAUUGCAGCCAAUGUGUCAGUCAGUAUUCCUUCCUGUAACCGACUAUGAAGUAAUAUAGAGAGAAGAGGAAGCAUAACAAUGGUGUUGACACUGAGUUUGAUUGUAAUGUUGAUAUUGUGCGGCCCUCGAAAUUUCACAACUUUUCCUUUCUUCGUGUGUGAGAGAUGAUAAAUAAACUGAGAAAAAAUACAUAGAGAAAAAGAAGAGGAAAUUCAUAACUAUAACUAUAUAGCUUCAAACAAAUGACAUAGGUAGGUACUAAAAGAUUCGCUUAAUUUAUCCACAGUGAAAACACGAUGAAUGAUACAGAUUACGUGGAAAAUAUAACAAAAAAAAUACCAAGUGUGAAAUCUCUAUUAAACAGAGAGUGAAUAAAAUAUUUCUCACAAAAUCGUGGUUUUCUUCAGAGAGA
Messenger RNA from Phlebotomus argentipes, 1958 nucleotides. It is a transcript of the gene Iru, whose product is annotated as E3 ubiquitin-protein ligase Iruka. The record is from RefSeq and is a predicted model, not a curated record. Bases 140 to 1117 code for a protein of 325 amino acids. Gene Ontology annotation, molecular function: ubiquitin protein ligase activity. The transcript is spliced from 4 exons. Lineage: Eukaryota; Metazoa; Arthropoda; Insecta; Diptera; Psychodidae.